This is a messenger RNA of Sceloporus undulatus (fence lizard), 4072 nucleotides long. RefSeq names its product RAN binding protein 17 (gene RANBP17). Bases 57 to 3431 code for a protein of 1124 amino acids. Lineage: Eukaryota; Metazoa; Chordata; Lepidosauria; Squamata; Phrynosomatidae. Gene Ontology annotation, molecular function: small GTPase binding; nuclear export signal receptor activity. Gene Ontology annotation, cellular component: nuclear pore; cytoplasm. Gene Ontology annotation, biological process: protein export from nucleus. The record is from RefSeq and is a predicted model, not a curated record. The transcript is spliced from 29 exons.
CUUCUCAGAGAGACACCGCCCCCCCCCCCAGUCCCUGGUCUUCUCCGCCGAGGAAGAUGGCGCUGGGCGGGCAGCAAAGUUUGGCAGAGCUAGAAGUUCUUUGUAAACAGCUCUAUGAAGGGACAGAUUUAGCACAGCGGAUACAAGCAGAAAAGGUGCUCUUGGAGCUUAUCAACAGUCCUGACUGUCUCAGCCAAUGCCAACUUUUACUUGAGCAAGGAACAACAUCGUAUGCACAACUUUUAGCAGCAACAUGCCUCUCUAAACUGGUGUGCAAAACAACCCCUUUACCUGUUCAACAAAGAAUGGACAUUAGAAACUACAUACUAAACUAUGUUGCAUCUCGACCGAAGCUGGCCCUUUUUGUGAUCCAAGCUCUUGUUCAGGUUAUUGCAAAGAUCACAAAGUUGGGGUGGUUUGAUGUCGAAAAAGACCAGCUCAUCUUUAGAGACAUUAUUGCUGAUGUUAAAAAGUUUUUGCAGGGAACUGUGGACCACUGCAUAAUAGGAGUAAUUAUUCUUUCAGAACUAACUCAGGAGAUGAACUUUAUUGAUUAUUCUAGGCCUUCUUCAAAACAUCGUAAAAUAGCUACCUCGUUUCGUGAUACAACCUUAAAAGAUAUUUUGAUGCUGGCAUGCUCACUGCUGAAAGAGAUGUUGGCAAAACCAUUAACUCUUCAGGAUCAGCAACAACAAAAUUUAGCAAUGUACCUUUUGAAACUUGUCCUCAAUUGUCUUAAUUAUGACUUCAUUGGCAGUUCAGCAGAUGAAUCUGCAGAUGACCUGUGUACUGUACAGAUUCCAACAAACUGGAGAUCAAUUUUCCUGGAACCAGAGACCCUGGAUCUCUUUUUUGAUCUGUAUCAUUCCCUCCCACCAAUGCUGUCUCAGUUAGCACUUUCCUGCUUAGUUCAAUUUGCUUCUACAAGGCGAUCCUUAUUUAGCAACCCAGAACGUGCCAAGUAUCUUAGUAAUCUUAUCAAAGGAGUAAAAAGAAUACUUGAAAACCCCCAGGGCUUAUCUGACCCUGGUAACUAUCAUGAAUUCUGUCGGUUUUUGGCUCGACUGAAAACUAAUUAUCAACUGGGGGAAUUGGUCGUUGUGAAAGAUUACCCAGAAGUUAUUAGACUAAUAGCCAGUUUCACCAUCACUAGUUUGCAGCAUUGGGAAUGUACACCAAACAGUGUUCAUUAUUUGCUAACUCUUUGGCAGAGAAUGGUUGCCUCGGUACCUUUUGUGAAAUCAUCAGAACCUCAUCUCUUAGAUUCAUAUGCACCUGAGAUUACAAAGGCAUACAUUACCUCUAGAUUGGAAUCUGUCCCUAUGGUUAUAAGGGAUGGCUUGGAUGAUCCCUUGGAUGAUACAGCCACAGUAUUCCAGCAGCUGGAGCAACUGUGUACAGUUAGCAGAUGUGAAUAUGAAAAAACAUGUGCUCUUCUUGUACAGCUGUUUGACCAAAAUGCACAAAACUACCAGAAGCUGUUGCAGUCUUCUAGUAGAAAUCCCCUGGCAAUCUCAAUUCAAGAAGGACGCUUAGCCUGGCUUGUAUAUCUUGUUGGAACUGUUGUAGGAGGAAGAUUAACAUACACCAGUACUGAUGAACAUGAUGCCAUGGAUGGUGAAUUAUCCUGUCGAGUCUUCCAGUUAAUUUCUUUGAUGGAUGCCCAGUUACAGCGCUCUAGCAAUGAGAAAGUGGAACUUGCAGUUCUCUGGUUUUUGGAUCAGUUCCGUAAAACAUACGUAGGAGAUCAGCUCCAGAGGACCUCAAAGGUUUAUGCUCGAAUGUCAGAAGUCCUGGGAAUAACAGAUGACAACCAAGUUCUAGAAACAUUUAUGGCAAAAAUUGUUACAAAUCUUAAAUACUGGGGACGAUGUGAGCCUGUAAUUUCAAGAACUCUUCAGUUUCUAAAUGAUCUUUCAGUUGGUUAUAUUCUUUUGAAAAAACUUGUGAAAAUAGAUGCUGUGAAAUUCAUGCUACAGAAUCAUACGAGUAAGCACUUUCCUUUCUUGGGUGUCAACGAUAAUUAUGGUUUGAGUGACCUCAGGUGCAGAACAACAUUCUAUACUGCUCUCACACGACUUCUUAUGGUGGAUCUUGGAGAAGAUGAGGAUGAGUUUGAAAACUUCAUGCUUCCCCUGACAGUUUCAUUUGAAACAUUAGCCCAGACAUUUAACAGUAGCUUUAAACAAGAGGAAGCUAAGAUCCUGCAUCUUCUGACAGUUUUCCUGUGUGUGAUAAUCUCCAUGUACUUGCUUCUUUUUGCAUUAUUGGCUUUGGUCCUACUAACCAUAAGGAAAGACAGAAAGCGUAUGUUGAUCGGACUGGCAAGAGAUCUUCGAGGGAUUGCCUUUGCUCUGAACACAAAGACCAGCUACACCAUGCUGUUUGACUGGAUAUACCCAUCAUAUCUUUCAAUUCUUCAAACAGCUAUUGAGCUGUGGUAUCGUGAACCAGAAUGUACAACUCCUAUCUUGAAGCUCAUGGCUGAGAUGAUGCAAAACAGAUCACAACGUUUAAAUUUUGAUGUAUCAUCUCCUAACGGGAUUCUUCUCUUCCGGGAGGCUAGUAAGAUGAUUUGCACUUAUGGUAAUCAGAUCCUAUCUCUUGGGACACUGUCAAAAGAUCAAGUUUAUCCAAUGAAACUCAAGGGUAUUUCCAUCUGUUAUUCUGCACUCAAAUCUUCCUUGUGUGGAAAUUAUGUCAGCUUUGGCGUCUUCAAGUUGUAUGGGGACAACCACUUUGACAAUGUACUUCAGGCCUUUGUCAAAAUGCUGCUCUCAGUAUCCCACAGUGAUUUGCUACAAUAUCGAAAACUAAGCCAGUCUUAUUACCCACUCUUGGAAUGCCUCACGCAGGACCAUAUGAGUUUCAUCACUGGUUUAGAGCCUCGUGUACUAAUGUAUAUAUUCACUUCAAUAUCUGAAGGACUUACUGCACUGGAUACAAUUGUCUCCUCCAGCUGUUGUGCCAGUUUAGACUACAUUGUCACCUACCUCUUCAAACAUAUAGCAAGAGAAGGAAAGAAGCCUUUGAGGUGUAGAGAGAUUUCCCAAGAUGGGCAAAGAUUACUGCAUUUCAUGCAACAGAACUCAGAGGUGUUGCAGCAGAUGAUGUCAAUUCUUAUGAACACCAUAAUUUUUGAGGACUGCAGAAACCAGUGGUCAGUGUCAAGACCUCUUUUGGGUCUCAUACUCCUCAAUGAGAAAUAUUUUAGUGAAUUAAGGGCAGGACUGAUAAACAGUCAACCUCCUGAUAAACAAGAAGUUCUUCAUCAGUGCUUCAGAAGCCUAAUGGAAGGAGUAGAGCAGAAUCUUCUGGUAAAGAACAGAGACAGAUUCACACAAAACAUGUCCGUCUUCCGCAGAGACAUGGCUGAAAUCAUGCGCUGUGAGGGAGCGUCUGAAUCCGCCAGUUCGGACAUGAUGAGUUGAUGCUGAACUUGGAGCAUGUUGAAAUAAUAAUGAUCAGACUCUGAAAGUUGGGAUACCAUGCUAUAUUGUUAGAUAGAUGUUGACUUUCAUAGAAAAUAUUUUUCUAAAUAACUUCUGCCUGUUUAUAUUGCUGGCAUAAAUGUAAGGAUUUGUAACACUGGAAACAAUGUACAAUGAGACGUGGCAUAAAAAGAGCCAUUUUGAAUUUUCCUGUCCAGGUUUCUUAUUUCUUUUCUCAGUUACAUGGUGCAGAAAUAGUACUUAACCAAAGAACAAAAUACAAUAUGUAUUUUUCCUUGAAAUUGCAUUUAUUGGGUCUUUCCAGUCCACAAUGAAACCAAUAAACAAUUUCAUAGACAUUUUUUUAGGUUAUUUGAUGUUGUCCCUGUUUCUUUCAUAUCUUUAUCCAAAUUCUGAAUUAACAGAGAGCCUAAUUUUUAACCAAUAAGGAUAUAUAGUAAGGUGUAGAUUUUUUUAGAAGAUUUAUAUCUUAAGUGCACUAUCUGUAAAAUAAGUUAACAAAAUUACAAGUAACUCAUCUGCAUUAAAUAAAGAUUAAAGUGACAAAAGUGGUACUUUCCAAACUCACAAAUAACAGUACUUUUGUUAAUGGAGUGUAAAUAAAUUCAUAUUUGAUACAA